UCCGUUUCUGUGCUCGAGGUAAGUGGUACGCAAAAAUUUGCAUCUCUCAUAAAAUCGUAAAAAAUUCUAAAGAAAUUGCAAACAUCUAUUCUAAAACGUAGUAAAAUAACUCGAAACUUUUAAGUGUGCUUUUGGUGACUAGUUUCUUGGGUAUACCAGCAAAUAACGGUUAAUUGUGCUACUUUUCUUUGUAAUAAGCGGCAUAUAAAAAGUCAUCUAGCGAUACAAUAGCUUCGUAAAGCAAAUAGACCGACGGUAAUUUCUUUUAUUUUCAUCAUUUUUUGUGUUGAGUAAAACCGGAAAUUCCCUCUACGACAUCUACACUUCAACAUGGGCAAGGAAAAGAUUCAUAUUAACAUCGUGGUCAUUGGACAUGUCGAUUCGGGCAAGUCGACGACUACCGGUCAUUUGAUUUACAAGUGUGGCGGCAUUGAUAAGCGUACCAUUGAAAAGUUCGAAAAGGAAGCCCAGGAAAUGGGCAAGGGUUCCUUCAAGUAUGCCUGGGUAUUGGAUAAGCUAAAGGCCGAACGUGAACGUGGUAUUACCAUUGAUAUUGCCCUGUGGAAGUUUGAGACACAAAAAUACUAUGUGACCAUUAUCGAUGCCCCUGGACAUCGUGAUUUCAUUAAGAACAUGAUUACCGGCACCUCGCAAGCCGAUUGUGCUGUUUUGAUUGUGGCUGCCGGUACCGGUGAAUUUGAGGCUGGUAUCUCGAAGAACGGGCAGACGCGUGAACAUGCUCUGUUAGCCUUUACAUUGGGUGUCAAACAAUUGAUUGUGGGUGUGAAUAAAAUGGACUCGACCGAGCCACCCUAUAGCGAGGCACGUUAUGAGGAAAUCAAGAAGGAAGUUUCAUCGUACAUCAAGAAAAUCGGCUACAAUCCGGCCGGUGUUGCAUUUGUACCCAUAUCCGGUUGGCAUGGUGAUAAUAUGUUGGAACCAUCGGAUAAAAUGCCCUGGUUCAAGGGAUGGACCGUGGAGCGUAAAGAGGGUAAAGUUGAGGGCAAGACUUUAAUUGAUGCCUUGGAUGCUAUUAUGCCACCAUCUCGUCCCACCGACAAGCCAUUGCGUUUGCCAUUGCAGGAUGUCUAUAAGAUUGGUGGUAUUGGUACAGUACCAGUGGGACGUGUUGAAACUGGUAUCCUAAAACCAGGCAUGGUGGUCAAUUUUGCCCCGGUUAAUCUGGUUACUGAAGUCAAGUCGGUGGAAAUGCAUCAUGAAGCUCUGUCCGAAGCUUUGCCCGGUGACAAUGUAGGCUUUAACGUCAAGAACGUUUCGGUUAAGGAAUUGCGCCGUGGUUAUGUGGCUGGCGAUUCUAAGAAUUGCCCACCCAAGGGUGCUGCUGACUUUACAGCCCAGGUUAUUGUCCUCAAUCAUCCUGGCCAAAUUGCCAAUGGCUAUACCCCGGUAUUGGAUUGCCAUACAGCUCAUAUUGCUUGCAAAUUUGCCGAGAUCAAGGAGAAAUGUGAUCGUCGUACCGGCAAGACCACGGAAACCGAUCCGAAGGCCAUUAAGUCGGGUGAUGCAGCCAUUAUUAUGCUGGUACCCACCAAACCGUUGUGUGUGGAGAGUUUCCAAGAAUUUCCACCAUUGGGACGUUUUGCUGUACGCGAUAUGCGUCAAACUGUUGCUGUGGGUGUCAUUAAAUCGGUGACAUUCAAAGAGACGACUUCGGGUAAAGUCACAAAAGCCGCUGAGAAGGCCCAAAAGAAGAAAUAACUAGGGAGCAGCCAGAAGAAAAUGCAACAAUUUGUACAACAACAAGAACAACAGCAAAAUGUUACACCACACCAAGAACAACAACCAGAAGAUGAAAAACAAUAUCAAUUUCUGCUCCCAAAUGGAUGGAUGGCAUAUGAAGAAAACUCAUUUAAUAAGCAUAAAUAUAAACCUAAUAUUAACAACAACAAAAAAAGCAACAGCAAAAAAAUCAUCAUUAACAACAAUAACAACAUUAAUAAUAUUAUAAAAAUUAUUCAAACAACAUUUAGUGAUUAUUACAACCACAACCAAAAUAACAAAAACAACAACAACAAUAAGUAUCAUUCAAAAAUUACACUACACCAGCUACAGUCAUCACAAUUUAUUCCACUGGAUAUUAAACACAAAUUCCAAAAAUACUCACCCACUACUACUACCACAACUGGCAGCCUUCAAUAUUUUCAUAAUCAUUUUAGAAGCAUAGAAAAGACAUUACUUCCUAAUAACAACAAACCUACAACAGCAUCAUCAUCAGCAUUCCUUGAAUCCUAUACACUUGGUUUACAGUCACUUUCACAAUCACCCAUCAUGGCCAUCAUCAUUAUUACUCUCAUCAUCGUCAUCAAUCACAUCGUCAUUAUUAAGAAUUAUGAAGAUUUUACUAAAAAUUUGGAAAGCAUUUUAAUACAACUUUUUAUAGAGUUUUUCCUAAUUUAUUAUAAUUAUUUGUAUCUAAAUUUACACAGACAUCGUAAAUCGUUUCGCAGGAAAUCAUUGGCUGCAUCUUCAUCGUCAUCGUCGUCAUCAUCACCAUUAACAUCAUUCUCUUGCCGCCGCACACAAGUUCUACCACAAGAUCUCUCCUUGUUUUGUCAUCAUCAUCGGAUAAUGCCAAUUAAUUGGGUUAUUUUGAAUGGCUUAUAAUCAUGACUUACAAUAUGUUAUCUCGUCUGGAAUUCAAUAACCAAAAUUAACAGAUGAGAAACACAUUUUUGAAAACAAAUGCCAUACAAAUAUCACAGCAUUCACUCAUCAUUUUUCAUGUCAUAACAUCAAACGUUUUUUUUUUUUAAUACCAAAUCGAAAUUUUUAACUUUUAAUUUAUUUGCUUAAAAAAAUAACUUGAAAAUUUAAUUUUGCUUAGCAAAAAAUGUGAUUUGAUUUAAUCUGAAGAGGUAUCCCUUUAAGGAAUAUAUUGACAAAAAAAAAAGAACUAAUACUUCUAAGGAUUAUUUUUCCCCGAUGCGCAAGGAAAUAAAAUGAAUUAUGUGCAUAAUAAAUAUUUGAAUAAAAAAUGAAAUGAAAAAGAAUAUGAAUCCUUUUUUU
This is a messenger RNA of Musca domestica (house fly), 3027 nucleotides long. RefSeq names its product elongation factor 1-alpha 2 (gene eEF1alpha2). The coding region runs from base 331 to 1719 and encodes 462 amino acids. Gene Ontology annotation, molecular function: GTPase activity; translation elongation factor activity; GTP binding. The transcript has 5 exons. The record is from RefSeq and is a predicted model, not a curated record. Gene Ontology annotation, biological process: translational elongation; translation. NCBI's taxonomy places the organism in Eukaryota, Metazoa, Arthropoda, Insecta, Diptera, Muscidae.